Molecule: messenger RNA, 610 nt
Organism: Guillardia theta CCMP2712
Lineage: Eukaryota; Cryptophyceae; Pyrenomonadales; Geminigeraceae
Exons: 1
Coding region: 252-536 (94 amino acids)
Source: RefSeq, a predicted model, not a curated record
CUCCGUCCUUCUCUCGGCCUAUCGUACCACACUGUGGUAGAAGACAUCAAGACACCCUUCAGUCUCCUCACGGUUCUGUCCUCUUUCUCCACCUGCUUCACUGCAUUGGAACCCUCUCCCUGGACUAUCUCCUUGAGCAUUAGCGAUUAUUGCAUUAGCGAUUAUUAUCGACGCUGGGACCAACAUUGCUCGGAAGCGAAGGAUAUCCGCAACAAGUGUGUUAGUAAUCAUACAUCCGUUCAGCAUACAACAUGUCACUCCACGAUAUCAGAGCCGAUCUGCCAGCGUCCGAUGAGAUUGACGUGGCUACAAGAGGAAGCGAGUAUGGGAUGACGCGCUCUUUGUCCUUGGACGACCUGCGUGCUUGCGAGAGCUCCACAGGGCUGGUUCCACUGAGCGAGUGGAAGAUGAAGCGACUGAUGGCCCUGCAGCGAUCAAUCUUCCUCAUCAAAUCCCAGCCGUGGAAUCUUCCUGCUGUGGGAUGUAGAACGGCGCCAGUGGAGGACGAGGAAGGGGGAAGCGACCAAGAGAACUAGCUGUACACUGAUAAGAGAACUGGAUGUACACUAUCAUUUCCAUCAUUGCCUUGUAAAUAAACUCCUUUCUUUUC